UAUUUUUUCGCCGCCGCUUUUAUCGCGCCAGCAUUAUUAGUGUCAAAGUGAAGUGUUUCAAGAGGCUGAGUGCUAAUAUCGCGUUAUCUAAUGAUGAUUGGUGUAUAACAUAGAAUCGGAACGUUAUGUGGGCGGUGGAACCGCCGCAUGUGAAUGGACGGCUUUCGGAUCGAUAGAGCUCAGUGCGCAGGCCCGCCUUAACAGAACACAGCUGGUGGCUUCGCAUCCUUCCUCCAACACUUCCUCGAACUCAACCGCGUCUCAGUGCCAGUUGUGAAAAUAAAAGUGCCUGGAAGAUUGCGGAUAUGCUCGUGACCUCCCGGCGGCUCUAAACGAUGUGAUGGGCCGCCAGCGGCCGGCUUUGUGGGCGCUGGCGCUGCUCUGCACGCUGGCGCCCUCGCACGCCGAUGGAAACAUAGGUUGCUUAUUCAGCUCAACCUUGUGCAUAGAGGGCGCGGAGUGGUGCUAUGACGAUUUCGCCUUCGGGAAGUGUAUACCGAUCUACGAGAGCGAAGUGGAUGAAGGUGCGCUGUACCAAUAUGACAUGAGCUCGGAGCAGCUGCAAUGGUUCGAAGAGGAGCUGCAACGCCUAGCGUCGCACGGCUACCGCUGGGAGCACGCCUACACGCAGUGCGUGCUGCAGGCCAUGCUGUACACGCUGCGCCAGGACCUAGACCCAACAAAGAUCAAUCCAAAAAUAUGCGACCAUUUUGUGGACCCCAAACUAAGUUCCGAUGUCGCUGAUACUACUGAAGAAGAUAAUGAACCCGAUGAACAGGAGGCCUACAUUCGUUUUACUCCUAACUCUCAACUUGACUCAAACUAUGCGAAUGAGGUGUAUAGCCCACCAUUAACCGAUGAGGAAGCUGCUGAACUUCUUAUCCCAAAAGGCCCCAUAAUAUCUGACGAAGAUCAAGCAAUCUCAGCCGAAGAAACCCCAAGCGAUAAAUUACGCGAUCUAAUGCUAAUAAGUGCAGACGAGGAGUCUCCUGUCAUUCUACCUUUUGAGGGUUUCCGAGAGAGAAUUAGGGCUGCUCAAAAAGCUAGAGCCACUGAUCCCGAAGCGUAUGCCAGCGCUAUUGUGGAUAAGAUUAAAAAGUCUUUGCCUGUAGUCAACGCAAACAGAGCUGAAAUUAACGGAGGUUAUGACGAAGAGCGCCUAGGAGCUCAUUAUAGAAAGAUGAAAGCAAAAGCACCUCCGUUCACGGCUGAGUAUAUCCUCGGAAAUAAUGCAUCGCCUAUUGAUGCAGAGGUGCUCUCAAACGCCCAAGAAAAGUACAAACAAAGCUUCGCUGAGAAGAAUUUUCCAUUUGAAUAUGAAAAUCCUAGCGAUUUACCUGAACAAAGAAUUUACUUCGACGACAUGGAAGAGGUACCCUAUGAUAUGGGUAGCGGAGAACUUGAAAACUGGAAAGAUCUAAAUACCCCGGAAUCUCAGGCGAAACAUUCUAAGAAUAUGGAGUACUUGGUGAAUUACUGGCGCCAAAUUGUGGAUUCCAAAUUAAAGCCGCAAGGAGCUCUCUAUGCUGAAGGUGGUCCCCUAAAGGCUGAGGAUUUGCAAGGUGAAAAUUCAAAAUUUUACCCCGAGGACUUCCAAGAUUUACUAAGUAAAGAAUGGGGGUUUAUGCGUAGGGAACGAGAUGAUGUUAAAAAGCCUGGGCCUCGCCUGGACGCGAAAGUCCUAAAGCAUUAUUUGCAUCAGAAUAAGUCAGUGACAGGUCAAGGCACGCCUAGCGCACAAAAGUUUACGGGCGUCCAUGAUCACAAUGACUACGAUUACGAUCCUUCUUAUGCGUAUGUCCUCUUCAAAAACCGGUUGUUUAAUAAUUGGGAUGUCGGCGUUUCAUUUAUAAAAAAAAUUGAAGAAAAACUGGGAUUAGAGGAAAAGACUUUCACAAAUCCGCGAGUGGACAAGGGAGAAGUAACGUUCAAAGUUGAGAAGAAUAGUAAGGGAUAUGAUGCAAGCACUGUAGCUAAGCGUAUUGAUGAUAUCAAAGACGAGUUACGGCAUGAGACCGGUGUUAAAAUUUUGGCAACUGGCGUCGGAGAUCGAAGCAAACGACCAAUAAUAGAGCAUUCAGAGUCUUCUGAGGCUCAAAUAUUCGGCUUGGAGCUCCCAGUGCUGAUGGCUCUAGUGGGCAGCUUGUCUGUUCUUCUGGUGGGCGGCGUGGUGUUCGUUGUUCUGCUGAAACGAGACCUGAACGGGAAAAGGAAGAUGCAGGGACUGUCAUCGGCUGCUGAGAUCGACGCUGAGGCGACUAGAGACUACCAAGUAAAGGAGCUGUGUCGCGCGCGCAUGUCGGGCAAGUGGUCAGGACAGCAGACCACUACUGCGCCACACCCUGCGGACCCCCCGCAGCGGAUCACCUCGCUGUCAAGGGAACCUGACGGCAACUCGCCAUCCACUCGGUCCAGCACUUCAUCCUGGAGUGAGGAACCAGCAUUGACUAACAUGGACAUAUCUACUGGACACAUGGUUUUGGCAUACAUGGAAGACCACCUUCGUAACAAGGACCGCCUGGAGCAGGAAUGGCGCGCCCUCUGCGCAUACGAGGCUGAACCAUGCGCCACCAACGCCGCCAUGAAGGAGGAGAACACCGGCAAGAACCGCUACGCUGACGUCUUACCUUACGACCACUCGAGAGUUACGCUAAACAAGCUGUCUAACCAUCUCGGUUCGGAUUACAUCAACGCUUCUACUAUUACGGACCACGACCCUCGUAACCCAGCCUAUAUCGCCGCCGCGGGCCCUCUAGCUCACACGGCGCCAGACUUCUGGCAGAUGGUUUGGGAGCAGGGCAGCGUGGUAAUGGUGAUGCUGACUAGGCUGACUGAGAACGGACAGCAGCUGUGCCACCGCUACUGGCCCGAGGAAGGCUCCGAGCUCUACCAUAUCUAUGAGGUCCAUCUUGUGAGCGAGCACAUCUGGUGUGACGACUACUUAGUCCGGAGUUUCUACCUGAAGAACCAGCGCACUGGCGAGACCCGUACCGUUACCCAGUUCCACUUCCUCUCCUGGCCCGAGAAUGGCGUACCGGCAUCUACCAAGGCGUUGCUUGAGUUCCGAAGGAAAGUCAACAAAUCGUACAGAGGGAGGUCUUGUCCUAUCGUGGUUCACUGCAGUGACGGAGCCGGCCGCUCGGGCACCUACUGCCUCAUCGACAUGGUACUCAACCGCAUGGCCAAGGGCGCAAAGGAAAUCGACAUCGCAGCUACACUCGAGCACAUCCGAGACCAGAGGCCGCGAACUGUGGCUACCAAGCAGCAGUUUGAGUUUGUGCUGAUGGCAGUCGCUGAAGAGGUACACGCGAUACUGAAAGCUCUACCGGCCCAACUCCAACAAAUGCAAGAAAAGAAGGACAAGGAAAAGGACAAAGAUAAAGAAAAGGAAGGCUCCGAGAAAGAGAAGCCUAACAACUGAACACUUUGCUAUUCGUCGUCGUUGCGUUACUUAUCACUGUAUUUGUGUGUUUCCAAUUCCAGGCUGAGAAUUUCGCUGAUUCGUAUAUUUAUUGUCUACGUUCAUUUAUUUAUUGUGUAAGCAGAAUAUCUAUUCGAAAUUCUCAACCUUGAUGACAAUAAAGCUAAACUGAGCGCGAUUUCAAAAUGGACUUCUUGACUUAUUGCAACGGCCGUUUAUUAGGUCGUAACUUAGUAUAUUUUAUCACUACAAACUUAGGACAUAAAUAGCGUUAAUUGUAACUUCCCAUUGGCUGUAAGUACAGUCGCGGAUAUAAACAUGUAGCUACACAAAUUCGCCUUUUCCAUGAUAUCGGGUGCAAAAGGAUAUAUAAUAGUUACAUGUUUAUAAAAGUGACAGUACAGACGUACAUACCUACUUAAAACGCUACAUCGUCUAUUGUCGCCAAAUAUCUUGGCAUUUAUUUUUUUACAGCUUUUUAAUCUGCGACAGGGAAAUAUUUUCAUUAAAAUAUGCAUACCUAAAUAAUUUUACGGUUCAUACCUAUUACCUGUCCAAAUUAUCGAGAAAUGAAACUAUUUUAGAAAUAUUAUGUUGAAUGUAACCUCCUUAUUUAAAUGAUGUAAUUGUAUGCCUACUGCCUAUUAAGUAUGUUUAAAACUAUUACCUAAGUAUAAAUCAUGUACCUAAUGUACUUAUUAUGUAUGUUAUCAUCGUCAUCAUGUUUUGUUGUAAAAAUAUAUUACGGUCAAUUGUUGAGGUGUCUAAAAUCUCUAAAUCUAAUUUGCAAGCAUUUAAUUAUUUAUGCUUACCUAUAAUUUUGUGACAAAGACCCAUCAUACAGUCAGCUAUAAAAAUAAAAGUAGCUACGCUGACAAAGUGACUGAUAUGAUCUGCACCAGCUCUUAUUCUCCUGACCAUGGGGAGUAAUGAAGAUCAUUUGAGUUCUUUGUUCGGGGAGCUACUCAUGCUGCUGAGUGUACUAGCUAUACAUUUCGAACUCUUGCAUAAUCGUGGACGUCCAGCCCGUCCAAGACUGCAUUUUAUUAUUUAUAAUAAAAUGCCCGCAAGAGUUUCAAAAUGACCAAAUAGAAUAAAUAGUAAAGCUCGCCUAAUACGAACACGUUUUAUACGUACGGAAUACCUAAGUAAUAGGUACGUAAUUUUCCACCUGUCCUCAGGCAUAUAUGAUUGUUAUAAUAGUCUGAGUCUUCAGGCGAUUCUCCGCACAUGUUUUCAGUUCAAUCCUUGAAAUCGUACUAUGCGGGUUUUACUGUUAUAAUGCAGUUUUGAACAGACUAUUGCAUAUUUGAUACGAAUGUUUGGAUAUCUUUAAUCAAAUGUUGAUCUUUGACUUAAAAAAUACAAAAAAAAAUAUUCUACUGUGCAUGGGAUGCAUUAGCUGUGAAUCGAUCUAGUCUAUGAGUAAAUUUAAUAUUUUAUCGUUAAAUUUAUCAUUAUCACGUUGUCUAUGCUUUUUAAUUAUGGAAGGCGCAAGCUGCUCCGAGUACAAUACAAGCGAUGAUUUAGGUAGAAAUCAAAUUCGGGAUAAGAAACGUUUGAGAAUUUCUGCUAGGUGCUUCAUGUCACGGAGGCGAGGGAACUUACCGAAAUCUGAUUUAACUUGAUACUAACUUGAUAAUAUGAGCUUAUUUACCUACACGAUAUACAUUCGUGCGUAACUCCACUCUCUUGUAACCAACCGUGUUAUGUAAGGCCUCUUGUCCACGGUACGGUGUGUUAGCGGCGCCGUUGUCAUACCGUGCCGAGCUUGUACACGACGCGGUAAAACAACGGACGUCACAACGUAGGUACUACUCAGUUGUGAAGGACUGAAACGUGAAGACCUUCGGCGCCAUCAACAAGCUCGUAGAGACUAGAGACUGCCAUACAACACCGGGGAAUUUUACCCCGCCACGGCGCACACGGCGGCGUAGCCGCGCCAUGCUAAAACCAUGGCCGUUUAUAUACAAACCUCCAUAGUAGCCCAUACAACAUUGGAGACCGUGUCUAGACGCGGUUUAAAAACCGUGGAUUAUUACGGCAAAAUACUGUGUGUAUAAGAGGCCUACUUUUAAUUAUUACAAGCACACUACGGCCACGAACGGUGCUUAGUAGCCACAAAAAGGAUUCCUGAAGAAGUCCGAAACGUAUUGCAAUAGACAGUUAUAACCUAUGGUUAUAACACUGACAUCGUUCGAUGCCUUCGUGAAAUGAAAUAAUUUACAUAUACUCCCAUUUUAUUCUACAAGCGUUUAGAGACUUGUACUCGACAGCUGCAGCCCUAAUUUAAUUGUCAAUGGCUGCUAGAAGCGUUGUUUACCAUUCUUUAUUAUUAAGUUUUACCUUUAAGUAUCUGUUUAUCGUUGUAAACAUCCAUUAAAGCAAUUUUUACAAUUGCAUUGAACCAGAAGAGUGGACAUUUAAUGUCCUCGGCCGAAUCAUAUCCUGAAAGAACGGAAUACCUGAUAAUGUUUAAUCUGAAUUAACGAGAUCAAAAUAAAUAUUUACAGAUCGUAGCUGAAACUAUAGAGAUCGUAAUACGUAUCUAUAUGCAUAAAAUUUAUGUAAGAUUAUAUUUAUUGAAAUGGAAAAUGUAAAAAAAAUAUUACCCACGAAAUUAAAAAUGUAGUUUAGAUUUAGGGGAAAUUAUAUUAACCGUAUUUCUGUAUGAAAUUAUAUGUAGUUUUUAUGUGGAUGAUUGAA
This is a messenger RNA of Cydia strobilella, 6127 nucleotides long. RefSeq names its product receptor-type tyrosine-protein phosphatase N2 (gene IA-2). Gene Ontology annotation, biological process: regulation of secretion; protein dephosphorylation. The transcript has 23 exons. Gene Ontology annotation, molecular function: protein tyrosine phosphatase activity. NCBI's taxonomy places the organism in Eukaryota, Metazoa, Arthropoda, Insecta, Lepidoptera, Tortricidae. The record is from RefSeq and is a predicted model, not a curated record. The coding region runs from base 341 to 3421 and encodes 1026 amino acids. Gene Ontology annotation, cellular component: secretory granule; synapse.